Ictalurus furcatus (blue catfish) is the source of this 2900-nucleotide messenger RNA. RefSeq names its product HPS4 biogenesis of lysosomal organelles complex 3 subunit 2 (gene hps4). Gene Ontology annotation, biological process: vesicle-mediated transport. The coding region runs from base 467 to 2242 and encodes 591 amino acids. The transcript is spliced from 13 exons. Lineage: Eukaryota; Metazoa; Chordata; Actinopteri; Siluriformes; Ictaluridae. The record is from RefSeq and is a predicted model, not a curated record.
CUACGACAUUACUGAGCGAGUUUGUCCCUCUGUGCGUGCCGUAGUCCCAGCUUUUCCCUGCGCGCGUACUACCGUCCUAGAUAGUAUGCUGAACUAGUGCGCAUGCGUAAGCAGUGGACGGGUUUUCAUGCACUAUUUAGUAAACAAGUACGCAGGGGGUUUCGGACGGAGCCGCUCUCACAUGACACUUUCUUGUGACCAACAUUCCAGACUUUUAGGAAUAUUUUUCUCUUUAUUUAAAGUGAGGGAGAGACAGAGAGAGCGCGUGAAAGAAAUGUCACGUUAGGGGAAAAAAUAAAGUUUUUUUUAUGUUAAAAUCGUGAUUUUUAAACGCUCAAGUGAGACAGGAGUAGUGACCUGAGUUUGGAUUAAGAGUGUCUCGGUUCGACGCGGGGAUGGACGGAGGAUGGCGUGUCUCUGAUAAAGACCCGGUUUAAUCAGAACCAAGUCCCUGAAUCAUUCAGCAAUGAUGGCUGAGACACGACACACCGAGAGCUCACUCUGCAGUUGUUUCUUCCUGUACGAUCGCUCUAAAGUGCGUGAGGAAGGUGAUCUGACCCGCGCCGGCAUCUACUACUACUACCCUGAACACACUCCGUUGGAUCAGCAGGAGUUAGUGUGUGGUCAGCUGGCAGGUGUGAGUCGCUGUGUGUCAGAGAUUUCAGCGUCUCCAGUCCGUCUGCUCCGUCUGCGCAGGAGCAAAUACGCCAUCCGCAUGAGAGACGACUUCCUCUGGGCUCUGAGCUGUGUAAACGAUCUCCCGGAUGUCAGUAUGUGUGAUUUUCUGGAUCAGAUGAUUGAUCUGUUCUGUUUCUAUAACGGCUCGGUGCGUCGCAGCUAUCAGCUCCACACUCAGGAGGAACUGGCUGUAUGCUGGGCUCGUUAUCUCUCCCACCUCCAGGGUGGCGCUACUGAGCUCCACCACAUCUUCACCUGCCUCACAACCAUCGACUACACACAUAUUGACCCGUUGUUGUUGAUGAAGGCUGCUCUGAUCCUGCAGGUGUGUCAGCGCUGCCCCCUGGUGUUAGCAGGCUGUAUCCUCCACCGUGGCAGAAUGGUGAGCACACAGAUGUCUCCAGAGCUGACGAUGAAGGUGAUGGUGCAUGAAACAGAGACGUACGGCCUACAGGAACAGAAAAAGCCAACCAGUGGGAGGAGCUCUUUUCUGGCUACACCCAAUUGUACGACCACAACAUCAGUGUAUCUGACGCAGUCUGAGCUGCACACACUACGCCGCCCUCUAGUGGACAACUCCGCAUCCUGCAGAUCCGAAUCUCCCAAGCGACCAUUGAAGCCCCGCCUCCUUUCUCGCACUCUUUCCGACACUCCAAUCACUGACCCAUCGUCCAGUCAGAUGCUGGCGUCCUCCCCUGACUCCUCCCUCUCUGAUGAUGCGAGCUUCAGCUUGUGUCCCUCAUUAGCGAGCACGCCGUUUCGCUCCAGUGUAGCGAGCCAGUCAGAAGGAGUAGACGCUGCCGAGUCACAUGACCACGACCUGGCCAAUGAGAUGCUUGUGUUUGAGGGUUCAGCAGCAUCAGGUAAAGGUGAGGACGGUGAGCAGGAGCAGGUCGAUGAUGUCAGCGCCGGGUAUCGGAACCACAGCAGCAGCGAGGACGAGAAUCUCCUAGCUCUCAGAGACGACGAAGAGAAGGAGGAGGAAGGGGCAGGGCAAGCGACCGACAUCAGAGAGGAGCGUGUGAGGGUGUGUGAGGAGCGUGACGUGGUUCUCGAGCCCAUGCUGCUGUACGAGCACCGGGUCAGAGGGCUUGUACUUGUACUGCUGGUGGAACCUGGCUUCGAGACACACCCUAACGCCAAACAGGAAGUGUACCACAGUAGUCUGGCAUCCCUGAACGGACUCGAGGCUCACCUGAGGACGAUUACACCUGCGUCUGAGAUUCCUGCGGCGCCGUACACUUUCGCCCACUAUGACCACAUCCAGAACACACUCACCACAAACAUGUGUGGUCCUUCUACAGGACCUCAGGAUCGGCCGUUUGUGAAAGCCACAGCUCUGUUGCACUCGCACUUCUCACACAUGGACAUGCUACAGGAAGCCAUUAUCAGGAGCGCCGGCUGUGCUCUCUACGCCACCCGCACUGCUGCUCAGGAGACCUUCUUCGUCCAGCAGGGGGCGCCCGCAAGGAAUUCUGGGAUACCGAAUGGCCAGGACAGCGCCUUCUCUCUGCCGAGUAAAGCUCGCCAUCGCUUACUCAAACAUGGAGUCAACCUGCUCUGAGCUACAAACACUCACACACACACACACGGAUGCCUGUAAUCAUUAAUGACCUUUAUACAGAGGUUGAGUGUAUUAGCUACAUAGUAACUAAUAAACUAGCACCCUAGUGUAUGUGCACUACGUAGGGUAUGACGUAAAGCCUCCUACACACUUCAAGGUGUCUAAAUUCACUCCCUACUGUAUACCGAGGUUAUGAGUUAAAUACCUCAAUGACUAGCUAACACCUUUUUAGCCCACAUUCUUAUGAUUAUUUGAUUUUCUUAGUUUGUGGUGUGUGUGUGUGUGUAGUGUGCAUUUCCUACUAAAACAUACACACUUUCAGAAAAAAACGAUUACUUAACCGUACCGUUUGUUGUUGCUGGAAUGGUACUUUCAGUACCGUUAGUAUCUUUUUCCAACUGUGCAUGCAGUUAAAAUAUUUCCACAUUUCCAAGUGAAAGAUAGACACUGAAGGUACUAAAGGUAAGCGUAAACACCCCAGCAACAAGGACUAGAAACUGUUUAGUACCCUUAUUUUCCUCAGAGUAUAAAAGCAUAUUGUUGUUUUAAAGCUUAUUUGUAAUGAAUGUUAAAUAAAGAUAAAUAUUUGUACUAUAAAACGUAGUGUUACUGAUGAAUUCAGGUCAAAAAAAUAAAUGUUUGUUGUUGUUUGUUGUAA